Molecule: messenger RNA, 5112 nt
Organism: Paralichthys olivaceus (Japanese flounder)
Lineage: Eukaryota; Metazoa; Chordata; Actinopteri; Pleuronectiformes; Paralichthyidae
Gene: sh3bp4a
Product: SH3-domain binding protein 4a
Cellular component (GO): cytoplasm
Molecular function (GO): protein binding
Source: RefSeq, a predicted model, not a curated record
GCUGACCGGAGCAGAGGAGCGUCGCGUCCCGUCCGUCUCCUCCGCGUCUGUCCCCCGCUGAAAACUUCUGGAACUGGAAACUAUCGCUGCUUCUCUUCGUUGGUCUUGAACUGAAUUCCACCGUUCGUGUUUUUCACCUUGAAGACAAAUGACGCGCGGAGCGAACGAGAGGAGGAGGAAGAAGAAGUGACAACGGGGUCUUCAUCAGCUUCUCCGAGGCUCCCAGCCAGCGAGAGAUGAAAAGCUGCCAAUGAGAGAACUCUACGAUAAGUACCAGCCAUGGCUGCCCAUCGAAUCAUCAGAGUAACAAACAACAACCAUGUCCUCCCUCGCUGCAAGUCUGAGGGGACACUCAUCGACCUCAGUGAAGGAGUCACUGGAGCCAGUCUCAAUGAUGUCAAAGUGCCUUCUCCCAGUGCCUUAAGGCUAGACACUUCCUCCUCCCUUGGAGCUGCACAGGAAGUGGUAGCCAUAAAGGAUUAUUGCCCCAGCAGCUUCACCACACUGAAAUUCUCCAAAGGCGAUCGCCUCUAUGUGCUGGACACAUCAGGUGGAGAGUGGUGGUAUGCCCACAACAACACAGAGAUGGGCUACAUCCCAGCCGCCUACGUCCAACCGGUCAACUUCAGGAACUCUUCGCUUAGCGACAGUGGGAUGAUCGACAGUCUCGGGGAAGGAUAUGAGGAUGGGUCAAAAGAGUUUGGAGGUUUGGGGGAGUGGACAGGUGUGACCAUUAGACCCUCCCCAAUUUACAACAACAGCCCCUUCUCUGUGAACCCACUUAUCUGUUCUUUAGAUCAAAACUGCAAAGAUGUGGGUAUAAGGAACUCAGCAGAUCUUAUUCUGUUUGAUGCUUUGGCUUCACCAUCAUCUUGCUCAAUAAAUGGGUUCAGCAGCUGCCAUGUUAACACAACCACCCCCACCAGCCCAAACCAAGAAGUUGUACCUAACCUCCACAGGGAUAAUCCAUUUUUCAGGAGUAAACGUUCUCAUAGUCUCUCAGAACUCUCUGUCCUGCAAGCACAGUCUAAUCCAACCUUACCAUCUUCAGGAUUCUUCACGGGCCUUAAGGCUCCUUCACCAGAGCAGUUUCAGAGCAGGGAGGAUUUUAGGACUGCUUGGUUAAACCACAGAAAGCUCGCCAGAUCAUGUCACGACCUCAACUCUUUGGGCCAAAGUCCUGGGUGGGGCCAGACACAGCCUGUGGAAACCAACAUAGUGUGCAUGUUGGACAGUAAUGGAGGAGUUGUUCAGCUUCCAGACACCCAUAUCAGCGUGCACAUUCCUGAGGGCCACGUCAGCAAUGGAGACCACCAGCAGAUCUCCAUGAAAGCCUUACUGGACCCUCCACUGGAGCUCAACACUGACCACUGCUCCACUUUGAGCCCUGUGUUGGAGAUAAAGCUCAGCAACAUGGAGACAAAGUCCUUCAUCACGUUGGAGAUGAAGGUAUCAGUAACUGUAAAGAAAGACAGUUGUCACACUGCUGAAGUGCUUUGUGUUCGGAGCGAUUGCAAAGAGGGGCCUUACAUACCAAUUCCUAACGCUUACAUUUACAAGGAUACAGUUCAAGUGCAGUUGGACAGCUUAGAACCCUGCAUGUAUAUUGCUGUUGUGGUUCAGUCACAGUAUCUAAACCACAAUAUGACUGUUUGGGACCAUGUGCAAAGGAAAGUAACUUUGGGCGUUUAUGGACCCAAGCACAUCCACCCGUCUUUCAAGGCUGUUGUCGCCAUGUUUGGACAUGACUGUGCCCCCAAGACCUUGUUGGUGAGCGAAGUGGGACGACAGGCAUGUUCAACUCCACCAGUGGCCCUUCAGCUGUGGGGGAAGCACCAGUAUGUGUUGGGAUACCCUCAGGACCUCCAGGUGGGAUUGUAUUCCAACAUGUCCAACUACCAGGUGAAGGCGAGCGAGGGCGCUGGUGUGAUUCGGGGAUUUCAGGUCAAACUGGGGAAGGUCAGCAGGCUCCAAUACAUGAUAACAUCACACAACCCCGACAGCAUCUCAGACUUCACUCUCAGGGUUCAAGUCAGGGAUGCCCUCGACUGUAUUAUCACCCAGUUCUGUGUCCAAACUCCACAGCCACCGCCAAAGACUGGAGUAAGGAUAACAGGUCAAAGAAGGUUCUUGAAAAAGAAAGAGCUGGACAAGAUUGUCCUCUCACCGCUGGCUGUUACCUCCAAAUACCCAAAGUUUCAGGACCGGUGCAUUACCAACCUGAAAUUUGGAAAGUUGAUUAAAACGGUGAUCAGGCAACACAAGAGUACCUAUUUGUUGGAGUACAAGAAAGGGGAUGUUAUUGCUUUGCUUAGUGAGGAGAAAAUCAAACUGCGAGGGCAGCUGCGGACAAAAGAGUGGUACAUUGGAUACUAUCAGGGGAAGAUGGGUCUUGUCCAUGCCAAAAACGUUUUGGUUCUGGGUAAGGUCAAGCCCAUUUAUUGGUGUGGGCCAGACCUAACGACCACCAUCCUACUGGAGCAGAUCCUGAAGCCUUGCAAAUUUCUUACCUACAUUUACGCAACAGUGAGGACGGUUUUAAUGGAGAAUGUGGGGAACUGGAGAGCGUUUGCAGAUGCCCUGGGGUAUGGGAAUUUGCCAUUGAAUUAUUUUUGCCGGACAGAGCUGGACAACGAGCCAGAGCGGGUGGCGUCAGUUCUGGAGAAACUCAAAGAGGAGUGUACCAAUAUGGAAAACAAGGAGAGGAAGUCUUUCCAGAGGGAACUCAUGAUGGCGUUGCUGAAGAUGGACUGCCAGGGUCUGGUUGCCAGGUUGGUCCUGGAUUUUGUUCUGUUGACCACAGCGGUGGAGGUGGCGUCCCGGUGGAGGGAACUGGCUGAGAAACUGGCACGAGUGUCAAGGCAGCAGAUGGAAGCGUACGAGGCUCCACACCGCGACAAGAACGGACUUCUGGACAACGAGUCCAUGUGGAAGCCAGCCUACGACUUCCUCCUGACGUGGGCCGCCCACGUCGGCGACAGCUAUCGCGACGUGAUCCAGGAGCUCCACGUCGGCCUGGACAAGAUGAGGAACCCCAUCACAAAGAGGUGGAAGCACCUCACUGGCACGCUCAUCCUCGUCAACUGCCUCGACACACUCCGCAGUGCCGCCUUCUGCCCCACCGGGUACGGAGACUUCGCUGUCUGAGGACUUUCUUCCAGGUGGUGAAUUUUUUUUCUUGAUCUACGUGAGGGUUUUAUUCUCCAGCUUGUGACCGACGUUGUGGAAGCUCAGUGUUGACUUUUGACUCAUGUGGGAAUUAAGUAUCUAUCAUGGACACUUCUGAGGAACUGUGCUGGGGACACAAAGCUUGAGACGGACUCAGAGAUUAAACUAUUGACGAUUUCUGGCAUUUGAAAAGACGAUGUGAAAUUGUAGGAUCUGCCUCUUUCUCUUUAUUUAUGCCUCUUUUUCAUUUGUUCUGCUGUAUUCUCCUUACACUCCUCUUCAUCUCCUUCUACCUCACCCUUUUCUUAAUCCAUGUAUCUCUUCUUGUCUGCUGUCUGCUGUCUCUCCACCUUUUUUUCUGUUGCUUCAUUGAUUUUCUCUCUUCGGACCUCAGGACAUCAGAGACCUCAACCCCUGCAGUACAUAACCAGACGGACUAUGACCUUCUCAUCAUCUCUUAAAGUUGAUUUGAUUGCCUGCGUCCACAAUCUUGACAUUUGCAAACUUUCAACAUAAUCUUAUUUCCCCUCCAGUUCUAAUCACCUGUUUUUGUUAGGCUGAUGUUUUUAAAAAUGUGUUCAUACAUUCACACAUUACUAACUUUCUUGCCAAACAAAAAGGUUAGCCCGGUUCUAACUUCACAACUUUGCUAUAAAGGUACGUGUUUCUCCCGAUGCAAGAUAUAUAUAUAUAUAUAUAUAUGUGCUAUUUUUUAUACUUGAAGAACGUGUUUUUGUUGUGUUGCAUUUUUAAUUUCUUUUUCCAGUUUUGCUUUCUGUCGGUGAAACAUCUAUUUAUUAAUCCAAAAUACUCUGAUAUAUUUCAGAUUAAUUAACAUUUUAACAAAAUAAUGUAAGAAAAUGUACAUUACCCUGACAACUCGAUCAUGUUAACCUUCCCAACCAGAAAUUCCAGCAAAAGGUAUUUUGCUAUUAUUCAUUGUUAUUGUAAAUUUAUUCUUUUUACUUAUUUAACUCUUAGAGUAAAUCAAAUUAUUUUCCUUGUGGCUCCAGACAUAAACGCUGCUUCCUCCAUGUUAGUGGAUGGGACAUGUGAAAAAAGUCAAAAUAUACCUCAAAUGUAUUUUUCUCAAAGAUGGUUCCUGGUUUCUGUUUGGUCUUAAUUCGUUGUUUGAUGAUAUAAAAAUGGGGUGAAGCAUCUCGAUUGACAGCUGACACGGACUCGCAAUUGGUCGAGCGCUUGUAUCUGCGGGACCUUGACACUGACUUGACUCCACAAUCACCAUUUGGCUUUAUUUUUGGAGAAAGUGGAGCUGCGACUUCCUCUUUAGGAAGAAAGGCCCCGCCUACAGGAAUCAUCCCAUUCCUGCACCAGACCUCAUCCACUCCUCUACCCUCAGUUUCACACACUGUUGAAUAUCUUUCUUUUAUUUCUCUGUUUUUCCCAAUUACAGAAGGUAAGCGUCUCUAUUCAUUGAGCUUUUGAGCUGAGUCUUCACAUCCCUGGUUUCGUCUUCCCACCCCACGUCAUCUAUCCCCCCCAUGACCCUUCCUUUCAUCCCUCGACCCUUUGACCCUCAAUCCAUCCCUCCUGCAUCAUCUCAGCUCACAUCCGUCUCUAUUGCGCAGUAAAUAAUUCUUUAGUUUCCUGGUCUCUGGUGAAAACGACACAGAAAUCAUCCAGUUUUUGUUGAAUUUGUAUUUUAAGAAACCUUCUGAUUUUAUGAUCUCUGCAUGAAUAAUCAGUCAGCUAUGACGCUUGGAUUUUCUUUGUUUGUCUGAUUUUUUUCAAUCUUUCCUUCCUGUAUGUUUUGUGGCUGAGCUGUAUCUGUUUGUUUCAUGAACCUAACUGGACAGAAAACGUGCACAGAGUUUAUAUAUUUGUACUGAAUGCCGACUGAGUAUUGACACAUUCUUCACAUGUUGUAUCGACUGUGACAGUUUCUCGCAGAUCUGAAAUCUGUUCUGUAGAAAUCAAUUAAAA